Molecule: messenger RNA, 1456 nt
Organism: Sphaeroforma arctica JP610
Lineage: Eukaryota; Ichthyosporea; Ichthyophonida
Exons: 6
Coding region: 142-1419 (425 amino acids)
Biological process (GO): ribosome biogenesis
Cellular component (GO): preribosome, large subunit precursor
Molecular function (GO): protein binding
Source: RefSeq, a predicted model, not a curated record
CGCAUACAUUCACUGCAAGAAUCUAGUCUGCCAAUUUCCCCAGUACUACAUCGAGUGUAUACAAAGAAAUAAGGAGAGCACUGCGAUUAUUUGCUAGUCUAUAGUAUUCCAGUCAAGUAAUAUACAGACACAUUGUCUUCGAUGGUCAACAUGUCGUCAACAACUACAACCGAAGUCGGGCCUACAAGCACGGUGCAAGUGAGAUUCGUUCCCAGCGAUGAAGCACAAUUCACUGUAACAGAUACGCCUAUUGCUGUCCCAGAAACCCUUAGGCGAUAUGCUUUGAGUGAAAUUGUGAACCAUUUGCUUGGAAAUGAGAAGCCUAUACCGUUCGACUUUCUAGUGGAUGGCAUGCUUUUGAGAACUUCGGUCGCCAAAUACUUAGAAUCUCACGCUCUCUCGCGGGAGACAAUUGUCAAGCUGGAGUUUUUCAUGGCCACACCCGCUCCGGAGGCUAGUACUGAACUCCCCCACGACGACUGGGUGGGUGCGCUAGAUACCAACAGCAACGGGCUUAUACUGACGGGAUCAUACGAUGGCGUAGUCAGUUUGUGGUCAGGUACGGGUGAUCGUGUAGCCACAGCCGCAGAACAUACAGGGGGUAUCAAAAGGCUGGAGACUAUAAGCGAUGAUAUGUUUGUCACGGCUUCGCUGGACCAUUCUCUGCGAGUUUGGGGUGGGGUGAGGGAAGAGAGCUUGACUACCAAGCUAUUACUAUCGGGCCAUACAGGAAGUGUGGAAGGCGUGGCUGUAUCAUCAAAUGGGCAGACCUGUGUUAGUGGUUCAUUCGACAAGACUCUGCGCGUGUGGUCAUUGGCACCCGCGGGCUCACUCGAGGGCGAAGAGGAACAAAGCGGAAAGAAGAAACGGAAAACAAACGUCUCCGCCCAGCGCACAACCACCACCACGCGGGAGGCGUCGCUGGUACUCGAGGGCCAUACCAACGGCGUCACAUCGGUCGUAUACGGCCCACAGAACACCGUCUACAGUGCGUCGUGGGAUCACAGCAUACGCCAAUGGGAUAUCAAUAGCGGCCGUGUGGUGCACACACUCGUGGGGGGCAAGGUUAUACAGAGCAUCGCGUACUCGGAGAGUGCCAAUCUGAUAGUAUCAGCGGGAGCCGACAAGGCCGUGCGGUUAUGGGACCCGCGCGAGAGUGCAACCACGAUGAUCAAACGUACUCUGGUAUCACACACGGGCAUGACAUCGUCUGUGGCUUGGAGCCCGACCGACGGCAACCAGUUUGUGUCAGCGGCGUAUGAUGGCGAUAUUAAGAUAUGGGACGCGCGCUCGAGUAUCCCACUACACACUGUUAAAGCCAUCGAGGGUAAGGUUCUAUGCGUCGCGUGGCCGUCUAAAGAACAGAUUCUCUGCGGAGGCGACGAUAACCGAGUGCAUAUCCAUUCAGUUGGUAAAUGAUUGCGUAGAUGUGAAUAAAGUAAAUAGAGAGCGUCCG